Messenger RNA from Phytophthora sojae, 549 nucleotides. RefSeq lists its product as hypothetical. The annotation marks the transcript as partial. The transcript has a single exon. The record is from RefSeq and is a predicted model, not a curated record. NCBI's taxonomy places the organism in Eukaryota, Oomycota, Peronosporomycetes, Peronosporales, Peronosporaceae.
AUGGUUGCAGUGGUCCCAACAAGUGCAAAGCCUCCCGUAUCGGUAUCGUAUCCCUGCUCUCGCUUCUGUCGCUCUCUUCGGAAGAUCUGGCGUUGGAGACAAGCUUUCGUCGGUCGUCUCCCUGGCCACUACACAAUCGGGAAGUUGGACGCAUUGCAGCGCUUCCAGCUCCAAACUUCUCGUUGGAAAGUGGCUUCAAUCCUUAUCCUGUCACCAAUCCCGUGUUUAAUGACGAACCUGGUGAUCGAAGCGAUUCCACUCGCAGACCCAAAGGAGGGGCUUCGACGCUCGUUCGCCUUUCAAGUGCGCCAGUUCCUCACUACCAGCAUCCAGAAUUCGAUCUCUGGACUGGUAAAGAAGGACUGCGUACCGGAGUUUCUCCCUGGAUCCUCGGCGUCGUUGAUGGGUUUUGGCUUAAUCCAAGGCAUCGUCAGCAUAAGCACGAACAUCGUGAUCUCGGCAUCUUCAAGUCUUUAUCCUGUCCCUUUCUCGCUAUUCACACCUGUGAUUCCCAUGGCGAUCGUAGGGUCGAUGAUCUGCUACCACCGU